This is a messenger RNA of Thamnophis sirtalis, 909 nucleotides long. The record is from RefSeq and is a predicted model, not a curated record. Lineage: Eukaryota; Metazoa; Chordata; Lepidosauria; Squamata; Natricidae.
AUGACCAGGUACCUGGAUGAAUCGGAUGUCAUGAUGGUGGAGGAGGGCUUCACCACUCGGGAUCUCCUGGAGAGUCUCCUCCUCAAGGUUGCCCAGACGGGCAGCCGAGAAGCCUUUUUUGUGGCAAAUCUGGAGGACGUGGUGAAGAAACAUGUGCGCCUGCUCAAGGCCCUGCCGCGGGUCAAGCCCCUCUACCCCUUGAAGUGCAACAGCAGCAGGGGCGUGGUGCAGAUGCUGGCAGGGCUGGGGGCUGGAUUCAGCUGCACCAACAAGACAGCAGCUGUGAUCAACUCUGCCUUGGACCUCUACUUCCCUGAAGGCUGUGGGGUUGAGAUCCUUGCUGAGCUGGGGCGCUACUACGUGCAUUCGGCCUUUACCUUGGUGGUUAAUGUCAUUGCCAAGAAGGAAGUUCCUCUGGACCAGCUGGGCUCAGACGAGGAAGAUGCUGAGGGCAAGAAGAGCUUUGUCUACCACAUUAACGAUGGCGUCUACGGCUCUCUUGGCUCGGUCAUCUUCAGCAACAUCUGCCCCGUCCCCAUUCUGCCUAAGAAACCCCCACCAGAUCUCCCUUUGCACAACAGCAGCUUCUGGGGACCAACUGGUGAUGAGUUAGACCGAAUUGCAGAUGGCCUGGAACUGCCUGAGCUGCAGGUCGGGGACUGGCUGAUCUUUGAGAACAUGGGGGCCCACUCGGUGCUGGCCUCCUCCUCUUUCCAGGGAUCUCCCCCAACCCCAAUUCACUAUGCUAUGUCCAGAGUGGCCUGGGAAGCCGUCCAGCUCCUCCAGGGGAAAUCGCUGUAUCUGGAAGAAGAGGAUCGGGAGAGCACAUGUGCCCCCCUCUCCUGUGGCUGGGAGAUCACGGACACCCUGUGUGUUGUCCCUGUCUUCACUCCAGCAAGCAUCAUGUAA